Molecule: messenger RNA, 1264 nt
Organism: Syngnathus acus (greater pipefish)
Lineage: Eukaryota; Metazoa; Chordata; Actinopteri; Syngnathiformes; Syngnathidae
Gene: aga
Product: aspartylglucosaminidase
Exons: 9
Coding region: 187-1194 (335 amino acids)
Biological process (GO): protein deglycosylation
Cellular component (GO): lysosome
Molecular function (GO): N4-(beta-N-acetylglucosaminyl)-L-asparaginase activity
Source: RefSeq, a predicted model, not a curated record
CUGUCAAACAUGUGACGUGAUCAGGAAGUAACUCGUGAUGUUUCUCUGCAAAACCAAAUUUUGGCACUUCAUUAUUAUUAUUAGCGCAACAUAAUUUAUUUGAAAUUAGAGGUGAAGCAAACUAUUCUGUCGGUUGAGCAUGAAUUGACAAAAUUAAAUAGUCGAGUGAGGUGUUUUAAGGUCAGAAUGCCGACAUCUCUGCUGCUUUUCUCUUUAAUAUGCCUGCUCGCGCUUGGACAAGCCUCGCUACCACUGGUUAUCACUACAUGGAGCUUCAAAAAUGCGACGGCUGCAGCGUGGGCGGCCCUACAGUCCGGUGGCUCGGUAUUGGACGCUGUGGAGGCUGGGUGCAAGCGCUGUCAAAAGGAGCAAUGCGACGGAAGUGUGGGCUACGGUGGGAGCCCAGACGAGAGCGGUGAAACUACGCUGGAUGCAAUGAUUAUGAAUGGUAACACGAUGGAGGUGGGCGCCGUGGCCGACCUGAGGAGGAUCAAGAACGCCAUCGGCGUUGCAAGAGCUGUGAUGGAGCACACAAAGCACACUAUGCUGGUGGGAGAAUCAGCGACAGUGUUCGCAGAAAACAUGGGCUUCAUCGCUGAGGACCUGACCACCGUCAAGUCGCUGGAUAUUUUUACACAGUGGCUGAAGGACAACUGCCAACCUAAUUACCGAAAGAAUGUUUUUCCCAACCCAUCCAAAUCGUGUCCUCCCUACAAACCCCAAGUGCAGCUGCAAUCAAAAAAGCACCUUCCUACUAAUAUUCGCUCCCACGACACCAUAGGUAUAAUCGCGUUUGAUCAAUACGGCCACGUGGCAGCAGGGACGUCCACGAAUGGGCUCACUCAUAAAGUUCCAGGUCGAGUUGGAGACUCUCCUGUAGUGGGUGCGGGAGCAUACGCUGACAGCUUGGCAGGAGCUGCCGCCGCUACUGGAGAUGGGGACCUCAUGAUGCGCUUUCUGCCCAGUUACUUGGCGGUAGAGCUGAUGAGGGCCGGGACGGAUCCCUCGGCAGCCUGCAAGAUGGCCAUUUCCAGGAUUAAGAGGCAUUACGCUGACUUUUUUGGGGCGAUCAUCUGUGCUAACGCAACAGGCCAUUAUGCUUGUAACAAGGUGCCAGGCUUAUUGAAGUUUCACUACAUGGUGUCUGACAGCGAGUCAGAUGUACCACUUAUAAAGUCGGUGGACUGUUUUUAAAAUAUUUUUUUUUUUUAACCCAAAGGUUUGAAGAGAAAUUGUCAACAAUAAAGUAACAAUUGUGACGAAA